AUGUCGGAGGUUGCCUCGGGGCUGGCUAGGCGGGCGUACUGGCUGUGUGCUAAGCGUGGCUGCAACGCUUGGAACUGGUGUGACAAGCGGUGGACGUGCAAGGCGUGCGGCACCAGCGCUCCCCCAUGGACGAAGGAGUACCGCUCGGACAAGCCCCCCCCGCGUGUGGACGCAGACGGGUUCGUGCAGCAGCCCAGGGGAAGGGCUGAGCAGCGCGCGGCGAGGCGCUCGGCCUCCCAGCGGGCCCUCUCGGGGAGCACCGCGCCCAGCAGCGCCCCCAACAGCAGGGCACGGCGAGCGCGGCCUUGGGGUGAGGCCAAGACUCAGAUCGAGGAGCUACAGGCGCAGCUCGUGGCGGCCAGGGAGCGCGUCGUCGCGCUCCAGGGGGCCUCGGCGCUCGGGCUCUCAGUGGACUUCCAGCGUGAGGCGGAGAACGCCCUCCAGCAGGGCAAGGACCAGGUUGCCGCCCUGGAGCGGUCCGUCCAGGAGGCCCAGCGGACGGAGCGCCCGCCUCACUCGGUGCUCCACAUUGAGGCCAACGCCAUCCAGAAGGUCGAGCGCCAGCUGGCCACGGCACGCACCAAGAAGGAGAAGCUCCAGCUGCAGGCAUCCGAGCUGCGCGAGCUCAUCGCGGAGAAGCAGGAGCAGCUUUCGGCAGCCGAGUUGGGGGUUGAUGAAGUCACUGGGCAGAUUGCAGAGCUGGAAGAGACCAGGGCCAAGGUCACUCAGCAGGCGAUCCAGCGGGCCAACGCAGCUGUCGGAGGCGUGCCGAGCCCGCUUGGGGACGCCGUCCAGGGGCUGCUCACUCAGGUUGGCGCCCUUUCGGAUCUCCUCAAGCAGCACGGAGCCGAUCUGCCACCCAGGUUUUCGGAGAUCGUCGAGAUUCUCAACACGCAGAAGGAGGCGGUCGCUGACGUGCUCAGGCCCCGAAGCAGCUCGGCCAGGAAGCGUUGGGGCGACAGCGUCGGUGACGACGGCCUCGCGACUGAGGAUGACGACAUGCCGCUCGACAUCGUGGCCUCAGGUGGGCCUGCGGCCGCCCCUCCCGCUGCCGCCCCGCUGGCAGGGCCGACCGCGGCUGGGCCGCCAGCCACGCGGGCCAGGCCAGCGGACGGACCCUACGGCCCUGCAGCGGCCCGCGGCCAACACGGGGCGACCCUGGGCGCGUGGCCGCAGGUGGAGCCCUGCCUCGCAAAGGCCCUCGCCGAGCAAGGGGCGGCCCUCUCGGACGGCGACCCCUUGGCAGCCGUCAUCGGCAAGGCGCCGCUGGUCGGCAGGGCAGGAGGCCUGCAGCUUCGAGCUGGCCUAGUCAUGUUCGGCUGCAAUGGCAACGCUUGGAGCAGGAGCAUUGAAGCCCUCGAGGCCUUCUUCAAGGCGUACGACUACUGGCCCGACGUAGUGGCGCUGCAGGAGACGAGGCCCCCGCAUGAGCGCCUGCCCAGUGCUGCGGCUCAGGCCCGCGGCCUGGGCUACGCGGCCUUCCUCCACGAGGCGGCGCCGACGGAGAAGCAAGGGCCCCAGGCGACCUCAGGCGGCGUGGCGAUUCUGGUGCGAGACGGCUUGCAGGCCGACGAGUCUGCGUACCCUUUGCCCUCGGCCUUGCGACACCGCCUCAUCGGGGUGGAGGUCGCCGCCGCUUCGGGCCUUCGGGUCCUGGUGCUUGCUGGGCACUUUCAGCACUCUGUGGGCCCUCGAGGCACCAACCUGGACUUGUUUUCGGCCAUCUCGGAGGUGACGGGCUCUUCUGCCGACAUCCCGUGGGUCCUCCAGGCCGACUUCAACAUGGAGCCCGAGCCGCUGGAGGAGUUGGGGUGGCCCGCUGCGGUGCGGGGGCAUGUCCUGGGGCCCUCGGAGGCGACGUGCCAUGCCGAGGGAUGUGACCACCUCUACGACUGGUUCGUGGCUUCCGCGGCGUUGGCUGCUUGCACGGCCUCCUGCGCCACCACGCUCGAGGGCUUCGGUCUGCACCCUCAUCGCCCUGUCCUGCUUCGUCUCCAGGACGUUCGGGCAGAUGCGUUGGUGGAGGUUCCGUCCAGGCCCGCACGCUUCCCCGAGGUUGCUCCUGAGCUCCUUCGGGCGCACGAGGACGCGGAGAUUGUGUGCUACUCGGUUGGCAAGAAAGGACAGGUCUCGCCUAGGAGCGUCGCGUGGUCCUGGGACACAGGCACCUCACCGACCAACCUCUCCGUCGCCUUCAGCGAGUGGGCGGCGGCUGCAGAAGGCACCCUGGUCGGCAUCCACGGCAUCGUCCAGGCAGACUUGGCCCGUCAUCUCGGCAGAGGAGAGGGGCCGCGGCUGACCCUCAAGCCCCUCAGUGCCUUGGUCAGGCGAGAUGCCAGGUUCAGGUUCAGCCUCCUCACGCACCGCUUGAGGAGCUGCCUGGACGUGGCCCUCCAGCGGCUGCGCGCUGAGAGGACUGGCCGCUGGCACCCUCGGCAUGCAGACUGGUACGGGCACCAGGCUGGGCUCAGGGCGCAGCUCUUGCUAGAGGCGGUGCAGGAGGCUGCCGACUCGGUCGGUGGGGCUCUUCCUGGCGCAGCUCCUGAUCGACUAGGCGACCUGGUGUUCCAGGCGGGCGUCCACGGCAGCCCUGAUGCCGUUCGGGACCUCCAAGGGCUGCUCGGUGCAUCGCAGCGCCGCGACGCGGCUCAGAGCGCCCAGGCCUGGCGCAACUGGGCACAGACAGCGGUCGAGAAGGGCGGUCGUCUGGCCCACCGCUUCUCGAAGGCGACGCCCCCGCCGACGGUCAGGGACGCUGACUCUGGCAGGAGGCUCGUCGGGAUGGCAGCGAUCGGCGAGCUCACGAGUGUCUGGCAGAAGCUGUGGCUCCAGGACGGGUUUGCCCUGGGCGCGGGGGCCAGCAGCUGGGACGUUGGCGAGUGGCGGCUGCCACCCAUCUCGCUGGAGCAGCUCCAGGCGGCCUGCAAGCGCUACAGCCCCUCGGUGGGGCUCGGGUGCGACUCUCUGCACCCUCGGCAGAUCCUCCUGCUGCCCGUGGCGCUGCAGCAGCGCAUCCUGGACAUCCUGGCGGCCUACGACGACGCCCCUGCAUCGAUCAGCGGGCAGGCGAACCAGCAGUUCGAGGCCGCGAGCCUCUUCCUGGACAUCAGCAAGUUCUACGAGCACGUGCGUCACGAUGUUCUCUGGGCGAAUGCUGUACGUUUCGGGUUCAACCUCAGGCUGUUGCGCGGCCUCCUCACCUCCUACCAGGCCCCUAGGAUGAUCCUCGCGGCGGGCAUGGCUUCCCCCGCCUUCGGCACUACGGGUACGGUUCUGGCUGGGUGUGCGUGUGCGACAGCAGUUGCGAAGCUCCCAGUGCUGGGCGCCCUCCUGGCCGCCGGGGCGACGUGCCCGCUGGUCACGCCGAGGAAUGUUGUCGACGACAUCUCGCUCCAGGCGGUCGGCACGGCCCGCCUAGUUAAACGGCAGAUGUUGGUUUCCAGCUGUGAAGUGGUCCGCCUGCUGCGUGAGCAGCACCUCCCGCUCAACGAGAGUAAGUCGGUCUUCCUGGCCUCGUCGCCGCAGCUCGCCAAGGAGCUUUCCGAGGCGUGGGCAGCGCAGGGCCUGGCCUUCAAGAGGGGACUGCAGGCGAGGAACCUCGGCACCGACGCCAACAUCACUCGUCGAGGCGUGCAUGAAGGAGCAGGGCGUGCGGUCGGCGGCCUUCGGCGCGGCCGCAGGCUUGGGGUGCUUCGCUCAGCUGGGGCGGCGACCGAGAUGGUCCACCGUGCUGGGCCCACCGCAGCGAUGCUGUGGGGGCGUGCUGUGACUGGUGUACCUGAUAGGGAGCUUCAUUCGUGGCGCUUGGCGGCGGUGCGCUCGGCUGGGAAGCUCCCCAAGGGCGCCUCACUCGGGCUGAGGCUCAGGGCGGUGGAGGUCAUGCGGUCCAUCGACCUCGACCCGAGCCCCGCGCUGCUUCGUGCCGCUGUGCAGAUGGCGGCCAGCCUCCUUCAGUCGGGGGAGGUCUCGCAGCGCAUGUUCGAGACGGCCGUGCAGGAGGCGGAGCGGAGGCACGCGGGAGCAACAGCCCCAUGGGCGCACUGCCGUACGCCAGUGGAUGCCUUGGCCCUCUCGCUCACCAGGGUGGGCUGGAGGCUCGUCCAAGGCACCUGCCUCGCCACCGACGACGGCCACGUCCUGGACCUGCGCAUGAUGGGGCCGCGCGAGCUGGGCCUGCUGGCAGCGGCAGGGGCGCGGCGUGCUUCGGACAGGUCGGAGCUGGCCCGCCUAGGCCACGGAGCGCUCCCCCCGUCGCCCCUGUUCUGGGAGGCCUUCUCGGAGGUCCUCGGGUCGGGCAGCAAGCUCAGCCCCAGGGAGAAGGCGGCGGUGGUGAGUUUCCUUUCCAACGCCCACUGGUCGGAUGCCAUGGCUGUCGUGUGGCACAAUCGCCCCGCUGACGGGCUCCUCGGGGGGCGUCUCUACCUGGAUGGGUCGGCGCUCGACCCCGAGCACGCGAGCCUGCGGCGUGCAGGAUGGAGCAUCGUGCAGUGCGACUCCGACGGCAACAUGGAGUGCGCGGUGUACGGCAGCGUGCGCCAAGACCUCUGCCCUUUCCAGUCGGCCAAGGACGGCGAGGAUUUCGCGGUCUGGAUGCUGUCCCGCUUCCUGGGCCCGUGUGUGGACGAGAUCCUCAUCGAUUGUGCGUCUACGGUCAGCUGCCUCACGUUGGGCAAGAAGUACGCGACGGCAGCCAACAAGCCCAAUGCCCAUCUCUGGGAGGGGAUCUACGCUUCGCUGGACGUGGACAUGCUCAAGGUUACCAAAGUGGCAGCCCACUGCACCGCCUGUGACGUGUUGGAUGGCAAGAUCACGGAGGCGGACCUCCGCGGCAACGGUCAUGCCGACCGCUGGGCCAAGGCAGGUGCGGAGCUGCACCGCUCCAGCCCCGUGGCCAGGCGUGAGUUCUUCGGCACGAUGGAGGUGGUGAGGGAGCUCUCAUGCUGGGUGGCGCAAGCCUCCCUCAUCUGGCAGGGGAUCGAGGUCAAGGACUGCGAGGGCCUGCCUGAGGGCAGCGAGCGGACGGCUGUUUCCUUCGCCGCGCCUGUGGUGGAGCCCGCCAGCAGCCGCCAGUCCGACUCGGGCUCGGGCGACGGGUGGGCCUCGGCGGCGCGCGCUGGUGGAGUAUCCCUCGGUGCGACGGCCUUCGUCGUCGCUGGCCACGUCCUGGCCUUCGCCAGGUGCGGGGAGGGUGCCGCCGAGCAGGAGCUGAUGGCGUGCACCCACUGCGGGGCGUACGCGCGGCUGGGCGGGCGCUCAGGCGCGGCGCCCAAGCUCAAGGAGCAAUGCCCAGGGUCUGCUGGGCUUCCCAAGGGCAGGCGCGACCAGAAGGCACGCUGGCUGCAGGGGCGGCAUCCUGCUGGCACGCCCCACAGCGGCAGCAAGCGGGUCGGCGCGGCGGUGCCCAGCCUGCGCAAGGAGGACGUGGUGCCGAUGGACGCCAGGGUGCGCUUCCUGCAGUGGCUGGGGGUCCGCCCCGAGGAUGGUGCCCCUGGCGGCGAUGCCGCCGGCGCCAGCCGCGGGCCCCCCAGCGGCGCGGCGGCCGCUGGCGAGGCUGCGGCGGCGUCGCUGGUGCCUGGCCCCGCGGGGGCCUCGAGGGAGGCAUGGCUGAGCGCCUACGGCCUGGACGAGGCGAGCCUCCUCGAGUGGUCAGCCGCGGCUGAGGCGGCGCGCGAGGCUGACGGCGAGGGCUGGGUCGACCAGCCGCGCGGGCGCCGUGCCCAGCGGCAGGCGCGAGGCGCUGCCAGGGCGGCGUCGGCCAAGUCGCAGACGUCCGCCGCCAGCGGCGCGCCCUCCAGCGGCGGCGGCGCCACGGCGAUCGAACGGCUGCAGGCGGCGGUCGAGCAGCUCGAGGCGUUCCUGGCGGCGCCGCCAGACGGGGUCGACGGCUGCUUCACCGACGUCGUGGCCAGCCAGCUCGAGGCCAAGCGGGGCCAGCUGGCCCAGGCGGAGCGUGAGGCGGCCGAGCAGAAGGCGUCGUCGCUCCCUCGGUCGGCGCUGCUGCACAAGGAGCCCAACGCCAUCAGCAAGGUCGAGAAGAGGAUGCGGGCAGCCCGCAAGGUCCUGGAGGACAAGCGGGCAGCCCGCGACCUCGCCGAGGCCCAGCUCCAGAAGGCGCAGGAGGAGCUGGCCACUCUCGAGGGCGAGGUGGAGGAGGCAGCCCGCGCCCUCCAGGCCUUGGAGGAUGCUGCUCGAGAUGAAGAAGAGACCCUGCAGCGGCAGCGCGCCUCCCAGCUGGCCACGUCCAGCCAGAUCCCAGGGCUGCUCGCACAGCUCGAGAGGUUGCCCGAGGCCUGGCGGAGCAACAACUUCGAGGUGGCGUGGGCGGCGAUCUGCGCCCAGACGGCUGCGGCCCGCUCGCAGCUGGAGGGCCCCCCUGCGCGGCCUCGGCGCGAGCGCCGGGCGGAGAGCUGCCCUAUGGGGGGCCUCGUCAGCAGCGGCGGUGAGGGCAGCGACAAACCAGGCGCUCGCGGCGGCGCCUGGGGGCCGCGGCCCGCAGCCGAGCGCGGCCGGGGAGAGCGCCGCGGCGAUGCGCAGGGCGAUUGGCCGCACGUGGCCGAGGCCUGCAGACGCGAGCUGGCGGCCGAGCUCCCACCGGCGCCAGGCGAGACGGCAGCAGCCAAGCGGCAGGUCCGCUGCGGCCUGGAGGUCCUGGGUAUCAACGGCAAUGCGCGGCGCCGCAGCCUGGAGGUCCUCGAGGCUUUCGUGUGCCGCGAGGGCUCGCGGCCCCACCUUGUGCUGCUCCAGGAGACCCGCCUGGCCCCGCACCAGCUGCUGGCGGCGCGCAGCAGGGCCAGGGGCUUGGGAGGCGAGGUGAGCUGGCAGGCCCCAGGCGACCUCCGACACCGCAUCAUCGGGGUCACUGUCGCGGCGGCGUCUGGGCUGGAGUUGCUCGCGCGUUCCCUCUACCUGCAGGACGGGCUGGGGCCCAAGGGCGUCAACCUGGACAUCUUCGCCGCCUUCGGGGGCACGGUGCUCGCCGUGGGGCUGCCCUGGCUGGCGCAAGGGGACUUCGACAUGGAGCCUGGCACCCUGCGCGAGCUCGGCUGGCCCACUGCGCAGCGCGGAGCGUACAUCGGCCCGUCGGAGACCACGUGCAGAGCUCAAGGGGCCGAGCAUGUGCACGACUGGUUCGCGGGCUCCUACUGCCUCGCCCACGGGACCGUGGAGGCAGCUGCGUUGGAUGGGUUUGCGCUCUUCCCCCACAAGCCAGUGCGCUUGCUGCUGCAGGGCGCCAGGCCCGACGCGCCGGUGCAGGUGCUCGUCCGCCCUGGGCGCUCCCCCGACGCUGACGCCGACGACUGCCGCGAGCGGGGGGGCGCUGCGGCCCAGGUGCGCCGCCGCGUCGGGCGCGCCAGGUGGCGGGCGCACCCCUGUAGCUGGAGCUGGGAGGUCGGCCCCCUUCCGCCCGACCUGCCCACGGCGGCGCGCCAGUGGACUGAGGCGGUGGAGAGCACGCUGGUCGGGAUCCACGGGGUCCAGUCCAAGGACUUCAAGCGCUUCCUCGGCAGAGCGGGGGGGCCCAGGCGUGUCCUCAAGCCCUUCAGCGCCGCGGUGAAGCGUGAGCGCCGCCAUCGGCACUCGGCGCUCACGCGCAGCAUCCGCCAGGCCGAGCGCGCGACGCACCUCCUCGAGGAGACCGCCGCCGCAGCUUGCCAGGAGGAGGAUAUCGAGGCCCUCAGCUUCGACACCAGCGAGCGGGGCGACUUUGUCAGCCAGGCGGGGGUGCUCGGGCACGGCGGCGCCAUUCAGGCCCCCCAGCUGCGCCUCGCGGCUUCCCGGCGCCGCGACGGCGCCAGGGGCGCGGCGACUUGGCGGGCCUGGGCCAAGGAGGCGGUCCAGCGCGGGGGCAGGCUGGCCCGCAGGUUCGCGAGGGCCGUGCCGCUCCCGAAGGCAGUCGACCCCGCCACGGGUAGGCCGCUGGCGGGCAUGCUGGCCGUCGAGCAGCUGGAGGCGACCUGGCAGGAGCUGCGGCAGCAGGACGGUUUCGCAGCAGGUGCAGGCGUCGGCGGCAGGGACAUCCAAGGCUGGGAGAUGCCCCCCAUCGCGCUCGAGAUGCCGCAGGUAGCCUGCAGGCGCUACUCACCGACUGCGGGCCUGGGAGCCGACCAGCUGCAUCCGCGGCAGCUGGUGCUGCUGCCCGUGGCCUUGCAGCUGAGGUGCCUGGACAUCCUCGCCGCCUAUGAGGAGCGGCCGCGGGCGCUGGGGGCGCUCGCGACCAUGAUGGUGUUCGUUCCCAAGGCCGACGGAGGGGUGCGGCCUAUCGCCCUCAUCCCGCUCCUGCUCCGCCUCUGGAGCCGCCUCAGGCAGCCCGCAUGUGCGCUGUGCGAGGCGGAGCACGACUAUCGGUUCUUCUGGGGCAAGGCGGAUCGAGGCUGCGAGAAGGCAGGGUGGCUCCACAACCAGUUCGCGGCUUUCGCCCGCGAGAGCGGGCUUGCCGCGGCCAGCCCCUUCUUGGACAUCGCGAAGUUCUACGAGAACCUGCGGCACGACGUGCUCUGGAGCUGCGCCAUCGAGCAUGGUUUCAACCUCUGCCUGCCGCGGGGGCUGCUCGUGAUGUGCCAGAGCCCCAGGUUCAUCGGCCUCGUUGGCCUCGCCUCCGACACUUUCGGCACGCGGGGCGCGGUGCUAGCGGGCUGUGCGUGCGCCACGACGGUCGCCAGGCUGCCUGUGCUGGGGGCGCCCCGCGCUGCUUCUGCCAGGGGCAGGCCUCUAGUUGUGGCCCGCAACGUCGUCGACGACAUCGCGCUGCAGGCCGUGGGCACGGAGAGGCUGGUGGCCGCCCAGCUCGGCAGCGCAGGGGUAGAGGUCGCCCAGCUCCUAGGGGAGCGGCACCUCCCCCUCAGUGCUGCCAAGACGUCGUUCCUCGCCUCCAGCCCAGGCCUAGCGCGGCAGUUUGGGCAACGCUGGCAGGCGCACGGCUGGGAGUUCAAGCGCGCCCUGCAGGCCAGGAACCUCGGCGCGGGCGCCAGCGUCACCAGGCGAGGGGUCCACGAAGGCCGAGCCCGUGCCGCUGGGGCCCUGCAGCGCGCCAGGCGGCCUCGCUGCCCCAAGGCGGCAGGCGCGGAGGUCGACCUCAUCCACAAGGCAUGGCCGACGGCCAGCAUGAUCUGGGGGCGCACGGUGACGGGCAUCGCGGACGGGGAGCUACACUGCUGGCGGCCCACUGCGUGCCGCAGCGCUGGGCGGCUGCCGUGCGGCGCAGCCCUGGGCCUGAGGCGUCGCUAUCUGGAGCUGCGGCGACGACGCGACCUAGACCCGAUGGUGCUCGUUGCGAGCUACGCGGUGCAGAUUCUGGCGGCGCUGCUCCAGUCGGGGGAGCUGUCCCUGCGCAUGCUGAAGCGCGGGCUGGAGGCGGCAGCAGCCCGACACGCCGAGGCCGCGUCGCCGUGGGUGCACUGCGCGUCCCUUGUGGAUGCAGCGGUGCUCACCAUGGCCAGGAUCGGGCGGCGCUUCGAGUCGGAGCGGUGCCUUGUCACGGACCUCGGGGACAAGCUGGACUUCGCGCUCCCGGGCCCGCGCGAGCUGGGGUUCGAGGCAGGGCUCGGGGCGCGCCGCGCCUCAGACCGUCAUGAGAUGCGGGAGCUCUCCCGCAGCGCAACGUCCCAGGGGCCGCUGUUCCGGGAUGCCAUCGCGCCGCUGCUCCAACGCGCACUGGACGCAGACGCCGUGAGCACGUGGUGGAUCCGCAGGCCGCCCGACGACAGGCUGAAUGGGAAGCUGUACUUGGACAGCUCGGCUCUCGAGCCGCACUUCGGCGCCCUAUGCCGAGCGGGCUGGGCCAUGGCGCAUUGCGACGACGACGGGAACCUCGCCGCGGGCGUCUACGGCACGGUGAGGCGGGACCUCUGCCCGCAGCAGACGGCCAAGGACGGGGGGGACUUUGCGGUGUGGAUGCUAGCCAACUAUGCGGGGCCAGCGGUAGAGGAGGUCCACAUCGAUUGCAGCUCCACCGUUUCCUGCCUCGUGCGGGGCCGAGCCUGCGCUACGGCGCCCAGCAGGGCCAAUUCUCACCUCUGGAGCAGGAUCCACGCGGCCUUCGAGCCUGGCUCUUUUGCAUUGCGGAAGUUGCCCUCGCACUGCAGCCGCCAGGCCGUGCUGGAUGGGCGCCUCACCGAGGCCCAGCAGCGCGGGAACGACCGCGCCGACCGCCUCGCCAAGAUGGGAGCCAGGCUGCUCGCCGGCGGCCUGGCUGCCCCGGCUGAGGUGCGCUUCGAUGUGCCGCCAGACCCGCAGGCCCCGCUUGCUGAGGAGGGCCCAGAGCCCAAGAGGCCGCGCCUGGAGAGCGCUCGCUCGGCCGGCAGCGCCGCGGCCCUCUCGGCUGGUGCGGCGGCCUUUAGCAUCCUCGGGCACGCCCUCAGCUACGCCUGCUGCGGCGACGGCGAGCAGACCCAGGAGCUGGUGGCGUGCACCAAGUGCGGCGCCCACAUGGUGCUGGGAGGCCGCUCGGGGGUCAAGCCACGGCUGAAGGGGCCCUGCCUGGCCGACAGGACGGACGAGAGCGGGCGCAACCAGCGCAGCUUGUGGGAGCGCGGACUCCACCAAGGUGGAAGGCCGCGGUCGGCGAAGCAGCCCCUCCGAGGGCACGGGCCGUUGCCAGCAGAUGCCCAGGAGCGCGACCUGGAGUGGCUUGGGGUCCUGGCCGAGCAGCCAGCGGCAAGCGGCGCGGGCGCCAGUGCCGCGGGCCCCAGCGGAGCCGCAGGUGCGAGCGGGCACGAGGCCGAGCGCCUGCGCGCCGAGGCCGCCGCUGGCCCUCAGGCCGCGCCUGGCGGCGGCGGCAGAGCGCCUGGAGCCAGCGGCGCGCCUGCGCCUGUGGCUUCGGGGGUGGCGGCAGGCGGCCGAGGCGCUGUGGCCCGCGACGACCUCCUGGCGGCCCACGGCCUGAGCGAGGCCGAGCUGACCGCCAGCGCUCAGGCCGCUGUCAGUGCGGUCGCGCGCAGGCGUGUGCGCCGCCGCACGGACCGCCUCGGCGCCAGGGCCGAG
Molecule: messenger RNA, 10980 nt
Organism: Prorocentrum cordatum
Lineage: Eukaryota; Dinophyceae; Prorocentrales; Prorocentraceae
Source: the annotation of a GenBank genome assembly